CACGGAGAUAGGUGAGCGGGAGCCGUGGCGAGCAUGCCGCACCAGUUCGGGAGCGGCGCGGGCGGCGUGGCGGGUGGCGGGGUGUCGCCGCCGCCGCAGCACGGCGCGCUGUUCCCGCGCUACGCCAGCGCCGCGGGGCCCGGCGCCGGCGCCUACCGCCCCGAGGAGCGCCGCCUCACGCGUGAGGCCAUGGAGCGCUACCUGCGGGACCGCUCCGACAUGGUCGUCGUCAUCCUGCACGCUAAAGUUGCCCAGAAGUCUUAUGGCAACGAAAAACGUUUCUUCUGUCCGCCCCCCUGUAUUUACUUGUUCGGAGAUGGCUGGCGAUUGCGUCGCGAGCGCAUGCUGAGGGAGGGAGAAACGGAGCAAGCGGCUCAACUAUGCGCCUUCAUUGGCAUUGGCAACUCUGACCAGGAUAUGCAGCAGUUAGACUUAAAUAAUGGCAAGCAAUACUGUGCCGCCAAAACCUUGUACAUAUCAGAUUCUGAUAAAAGGAAACACUUUAUGCUGUCUGUCAAAAUGUUUUAUGGGAAUGGUCAUGAUAUUGGUAUAUUUAAUAGUAAAAGGAUAAAAGUUAUCUCGAAACCUUCUAAGAAAAAGCAGUCAUUGAAGAAUGCAGAUUUGUGUAUCGCCAGUGGGACGAAAGUUGCUUUAUUUAAUAGACUGAGGUCACAGACUGUGUCUACAAGGUAUCUGCAUGUAGAAAAUGGCAAUUUCCAUGCCUCAUCCACCCAGUGGGGAGCGUUCACCAUUCACCUACUAGAUGACAAUGAGAGUGAAUCAGAGGAAUUUGCUGUGAGAGAUGGAUAUGUGCAUUACGGGUCUACUGUGAAACUAGUAUGCUCUGUCACAGGCAUGGCGUUACCAAGGCUCAUAAUAAGAAAGGUUGACAAACAGAUGGCCCUACUGGAGGCAGACGACCCUGUAUCCCAGCUUCACAAAUGUGCGUUUUACAUGAAGGACACGGAACGGAUGUACCUAUGUUUAUCUCAGGAGCGUAUCAUACAGUUCCAAGCUACACCUUGCCCUAAGGAGCCGAACAAAGAGAUGAUCAACGACGGAGCUUGUUGGACUAUCAUAUCCACUGAUAAAGCGGAGUACCAGUUCUAUGAGGGCAUGGGACCGGUCAGAUCGCCAGUGACACCAGUUCCACUAGUCCACUCGUUGAACCUAAACGGCGGAGGGGACGUGGCAAUGUUGGAGCUGGCUGGAGACAACUUCACGCCCUCGCUCCAAGUGUGGUUCGGAGACGUGGAAGCGGAGACCAUGUACCGCUGCGCCGAGUCGAUGCUGUGUGUCGUGCCAGAUAUAUCUCAGUUUAGAGGGCAGUGGCUAUGGGUGCGGCAACCUACUCAGGUGCCGGUGUCUCUAGUGAGAAACGAUGGCAUUAUAUACGCUACGGGGCUGACGUUCACAUACACGCCGGAGCCGGGCCCGCGGCCCGUGUGCCCGCCCGUGGAUGACGUCAUGCGACCCGAGCCCGCAGCCGGCUGGCACCACGACGCACACACGCACCGCCUGCCAGACAACACCCUGCAAUAGCCCAUGGACUGCAGGCUAGAAGACAGCCUGCAGUAACCAACCAACCUCCAAAGAACCAUCUAGAACAACAAAGAAGUAAACGCUUAAAGUGACAAAUGCCAACGUGACUAGUGAUUUGGUGAGUGAUUCAAAGACAUUUUGUAAUUAGCUCGAUAGUGCCUAAUGUCUAUUGACUGUAGUGAUGUAGUUGACGGAUCCGGUCGGUAAUUGUGUGCGGAUAGUAGUGUAGACUGCUAUUUUUUACAUGUGAAACAAAUGUUUAAGUGCUAGGGGUCAUACUAAAAGGGAUAAAAGCUUUAUUAUGGUAAAGUGGAAGCCGUAUAAGUCAAUUGAUUUACUUGUAAAGGCUAGAUUCGCAAGGCGAUACAGGACUACGACAGUUGUGUGCCUAAAUACGAAAGUAAUAUUAGAUUAUGUUUGUAUGUUCGAGAUUAUGACACCAAAAUACUAUAAACAUAAAGUAAAGUAAGAAUUAAUAGCAAUAAU
Molecule: messenger RNA, 2028 nt
Organism: Pectinophora gossypiella (pink bollworm)
Lineage: Eukaryota; Metazoa; Arthropoda; Insecta; Lepidoptera; Gelechiidae
Gene: Su(H)
Product: suppressor of hairless protein
Exons: 4
Coding region: 34-1542 (502 amino acids)
Biological process (GO): regulation of transcription by RNA polymerase II
Cellular component (GO): nucleus
Molecular function (GO): DNA-binding transcription activator activity, RNA polymerase II-specific; RNA polymerase II cis-regulatory region sequence-specific DNA binding
Source: RefSeq, a predicted model, not a curated record